Molecule: messenger RNA, 291 nt
Organism: Meloidogyne enterolobii
Lineage: Eukaryota; Metazoa; Nematoda; Chromadorea; Rhabditida; Meloidogynidae
Source: the annotation of a GenBank genome assembly
AUGGAAUCAAAAGCUUUUGCCAGAUCAAAGUAUACAAUAUCAAUUAGGCUUUUUUCCUCUAGUGCAUGUGAUAUGUCGUUUGUAAUUUCUAGUAGUUGCGUGGUUACAGAUUUGUUUUUAACAAAGCCAUGCUGUGAAGGCGGUAGGAUUUCAUUUUUAAGCAGAAAUUCGUUUAUUUGUUUGGCUAUAAUUUGUUCGAAAACUUUUAGCAGAGUACAGGUCAAUCCUAUUGGCCUAUAAUCUUGUGCAGAUUUUGGUUUUGCGUUUUUGGGUAUUGGUUGUAUUAUUGCG